AUGGAACGGUGGCAGCAUCACGUCGUAGAAGAAAUUGUACGACCGUUCGGUCUUUGGCCGCUUGAGCAAUGGAUCUUGGGCCUCCGCUGUGGCAUCAGAGUACGAGGCAUCGUAGGAGAGCAUAGUGCGAAAGCUAAUGCUAGCGCAGAGUCUGUCGAGGUGAGCCUCGCCGUCGGAGGCAGAAGAGAGAAGGAUCUGGCGAUAUCUGGAUUUGUUCGAUUUGCGCAAAUCAAACAAAGCAGAAAAUCCGGCUAUCACCAUCUCAAUCAUCACCCUCGUCAUCCAUCAUCACCCUGGUCGUCAUCAUCGUCGCUAUCUCGUCAUUCGUUCGUGAGCAAGACUUCUUCAUCUCGCCAUCCUCCUCUGUUCGAAAUUCCGGCGGCCUGCAACUUCCGGCGGGAUUGUGUUUCUGUGAGCAGUCCACGACCGCCGGCGAGCCCUUCUCGCAGCAACUCGUGCAGCGAUCUCCGACGAUCCCUUGCAGCGAGUUCCGACGACUUUUGUUCGUCCUUCGAGCAGCCCGCGAGCCCGGCGACGUGA
Molecule: messenger RNA, 540 nt
Organism: Striga asiatica
Lineage: Eukaryota; Viridiplantae; Streptophyta; Magnoliopsida; Lamiales; Orobanchaceae
Source: the annotation of a GenBank genome assembly